This is a messenger RNA of Recurvomyces mirabilis, 4404 nucleotides long. It is a transcript of the gene SMC4, whose product is annotated as Structural maintenance of chromosomes protein 4. The coding region runs from base 1 to 4404 and encodes 1467 amino acids. Gene Ontology annotation, biological process: mitotic chromosome condensation. Gene Ontology annotation, cellular component: chromosome; condensin complex. The transcript has 3 exons. Gene Ontology annotation, molecular function: protein binding; ATP hydrolysis activity; ATP binding. NCBI's taxonomy places the organism in Eukaryota, Fungi, Ascomycota, Dothideomycetes, Mycosphaerellales, Teratosphaeriaceae. The record is from RefSeq and is a predicted model, not a curated record.
AUGUCUGCAGCGUCUCCAGAAAGGCCCUCUCGGCGGGCGGCUGCGCGACGGAAAGUGGUAGUUGACGAGGAUAACAGCUCGGACAUCGAAAACAGCGUCGCCAGUCGCAGGCCGGACGAAGAUGAGGAGGAAGAAGAAUUUACACCCGCGCCAGCGCGUAGCACAAGAUCGUCACCGCGACGGAAGACUACUGGAGCUACUGCGACAACACCCAAGCGACGAGCGGCUGCCGGCAGACGGACGAAGACAGGCGAGUCUGUGGACAUGUCGCAGAUUGAGCCCUCACAAAUAUUCAGCCCACCCGAAAGUGUGGCAGAUGAACCGCUAUCGCCAACCAAAAAGUCACCACCUAAGAGGCGGACUGUCAAGGAUGCGCGCACAGCACGGAAAAGCAGAGUCAGCAGGGUUUCGAUAGCAACGGAUGCCGAGCUGAACGCUUCACUGUCACACCUCCCAACACCAGGACCUUCUGCUUCGCCCGAGCCAGCGACUACGCCACGACAAAGCAUACCCUUGACCGACAUCACAGAGUCAGCCAUCAAUGACCGAACACCAAGAGUGGCCGAACGUCACGUGGACGUCCCACUAGAAGACCUCACGGAAGUAACCGAGAACGUUCAAACGCCCAAGGCAGAAGUAAAGAUGGAGGUCAAGAAGGUGGAUCCGAGUGUCACGAAGCUUGACAAGCCCAUGGAUAUCGUGGUCCGGACGAAAGCAUUAGGCAUACCACAAUCGACAGAGCCUGUAGUUCCGAAGGCGCGCAUGACUAUAACAUAUCUCAUCCUCACGAAUUUCAAGUCGUACGCUGGAAGGCAAGAAGUCGGACCCUUUCAUGCAUCCUUUUCAUCGGUCGUUGGACCCAAUGGUUCCGGCAAAUCCAACGUUAUUGACUCACUGCUAUUCGUAUUUGGCUUCCGAGCAAGCAAGAUGCGGCAAGGCAAGAUCUCAGCACUCAUACACAACAGUGCACAGCAUCCGGAUCUUGACCAUUGCGAAGUAGAAGUACAUUUUCAGGAGGUCAUGGACCAGCCCAACGGCAGCAGUACGGUUGUUCCGGAUUCGCAGCUGAUUGUGUCUCGUCGAGCAUUCAAGAACAAUAGUAGCAAGUACUACAUCAAUGGCCGAACGUCUGACUUCACGACUGUCACCACCCUUCUCAAAGGACGAGGCAUAGAUCUGGACCAUAAGCGUUUUCUCAUCUUGCAAGGUGAGGUGGAGUCAAUUGCGCAGAUGAAGCCCAAAGCUCAGACCGAGCACGACGAUGGUUUGCUGGAAUAUCUGGAGGACAUCAUUGGCACCUCAAAGUACAAGCAGUCAAUCGAGGAAGCAGCGACCGAGACCGACCAGCUGAACGAGUUGUGCUCGGAAAAGAGCUCUCGGGUUCAGCAUGUUGAGAAAGAGAAGAACGGGCUGGAAGACAAGAAGAAUAAAGCUGUGGCAUACAUCAAUGAUGAGAACGAGCUAGCGAUGAAGCAGUCGGCUCUGUACCAGGUCUAUGUUGCAGAGUGCGGUGACAAUCUGCAAGUAGCUGAGGAAGCCAUGGGUCAAAUCCAGGAGCAUCUCAACGAGGAGUUGCAGAAGCAUGGCGGUAGUGAAGAUAAUAUCAAGCGCCUGGAGAAGCAGCACAAAGCCGGUUUCAAGGAGUACGAGAAGCUUGAAAAGGACACUCAAGAGGUCGUGAAGGAAAUGGCAAAGCUUGACAAGGAGAACGUCAAAUUCGAGGAGAAGAAGAAGUUCCUUGAAAACAAGCGCAAGAAGCUCGAUAAGACUGCUGAGAGCUCCAAGUUCGGCGCGAAGGACUCCGAGACUCUUGCGAAGCAGGCAGAUGAGGAUGUGGCGCGCUUGAAUACGCAAAUCGGCGAGCUUGAGGAGAACAUUGCGGAUGAGGAGAAGGAGCUGGCCAGGAUCCGCGAGUCGCUCAAGGGGAAGACUCAGGGCCUCAGCGACCAGAUUGCGGCGAAGCAGAAGCAGCUAGAGCCAUGGAGUGCAAAGAUCAGCGAGAAGCAGAGUUCCAUGGCAGUCGCACAGAGCGAGCUUGAUAUCCUUCGUGAACGUGAAAGCGCUGGUUCAACGGCUACUGCCGAGAUCAAGGCGAAGAUUGCGACAUUACAGGAGCAGCGAGAGACCAAGGCUUCUGAAUUGGAAGAGUGUAAGAAGCACCGGAAGUCAGCCGAGAAAGAAACGCAAAACGUGCAGAAGCAGGUCGAUCAGUUGGCUUCGCAAGAGCCUGCCCUAAAAUCCAAACUAUCUGGUGCUCGUGCAAAGGCUGACGAAGCGCGCGCAAGUCUGUCGGCAACACAGAGCCAGGACAAUGUUCUUACUGGUCUUACGCGUCUGAAGGAGUCUGGCCGCAUUGACGGGUUCCAUGGUCGACUCGGUAAUCUUGGUGCGAUUGACCAGAAGUACGAUGUUGCCAUAUCCACAGCAUGUCCAGCGCUUGACAAUCUGGUCGUCGAUACCGUCGAGGUCGGUCAGCAAUGUAUCGACUACCUACGCAAGAACAAUUUGGGCCGAGCCAACUUCAUUCUGCUGGAUCGACUACCGCAGCGCGACCUGUUGCCUAUCGACACUCCAGAAAAUGCCCCACGACUCUAUGACCUGGUCAAGAGCAAGCAUGAUCGCUUCCACCCGGCCUUCUACAGUGUGCUCCAGAACACCCUUGUGGCCAAAGAUCUUGAGCAGGCGAACCGUAUUGCUUAUGGUGCCAAACGAUGGCGAGUAGUCACACUCGAUGGUCAACUCAUCGACAAGUCUGGUACCAUGAGUGGUGGCGGUACGAGAGUGGCGAAAGGUGGCAUGAGCUCGAAGCUCAGUGCCGAUGUCAGCAAGGACCAAGUCGCGAAGAUGGAAGUCGAUCGCGAUGGCCUUGAGCAACAGUAUGCCGAGCUUCAAGAACAACAACGAGAUCUGGAGUCACAACUUCGAGAGUUGCAAGACCAGGUGCCGAAGCUCGAGACACAAGCACAAAAGCUUAGCCUAGAACUUGACAGCAUUGAGCGCAACAUUGCUGACGGCGAGAAGCGAAUUCAGGAGCUAGCAGCAGAAGCACAGCCAUCGAAGUCGGAUAAGUCUAAGCUCGCUGGUCUGGAAAGGUCCAUUGACAAGAUGCAACUCGAUAUUGAAAAGCUGCAGUCUGAGACAGCUGGCAUCGAGGAUGAGAUCAAGGAGCUACAAGACAAGAUCAUGGAAGUCGGCGGUGUAAAGCUGCGAGUGCAGAAGGGUAAGGUUGACGACCUCAAAGAGCAGCUGACUCUACUCACUGGCCGCAUGGGCGAUGCAGAGGUAGCGAAGACCAAGGCAGAGAAGCAGCGUGUGAAGCAUGAAAAGUCGCUUGAUGAAGCUACCAAGGAGCUCGACAAGCUCGGAGCAGAUCUUGAGAAGGUCGAGACUGAUCGCAAAGCACAGAAUGCCGAGACCUCUGAAUUCCGAAAGCAGGCCGAGGAAGCUGAGCAAGCACUUGAGGAGAAGAAAGAACAGCUUGCAGAGGUCAAGGCAGAGCUGGAUCGCAUCACCGCUGAGAUGAACGAGAAUCGUGGUGUCGAGGUCGAGAUGCGGAACAAGCUAGAGGACAACCACAAAAUUCUCGCCGACAAUCAAAAGCGGCUCAAGUACUGGGAGGAGAAGCUGAGCAAACUUGCCUUGCAAAGCGUGAGCGAAGACGGGGGAGAGCUGGAGCCAGAACCGUUGCCCGAGCUAAGUAGAGACGAGCUCGAAGGCCUGGACAAGGAAGACCUGAAAGCCACCAUCGCCGCCCUCGAAGAACGCACAAGCCAGCACGUCGAACUCUCCGUCCUCGCCGAAUACCGCCGCCGCGUAACAGAAUACAAUACCCGCCUCGCCGACCUCACUACCUCCCUCACCGCCCGCGACGCAGCCAAAUCCCGCACCGACGAGUUCCGGCGCUUGCGCCUCGAAGGCUUCAUGGAAGGCUUCAGCAUCAUCUCCAUGUGUCUGAAGGAAAUGUACCAGAUGAUCACCAUGGGCGGUAAUGCUGAGCUUGAACUCGUGGACUCGCUCGAUCCCUUUUCGGAAGGCAUCUUGUUCUCGGUGAUGCCGCCGAAGAAGAGUUGGAAGAAUAUUGGGAAUUUGUCGGGUGGAGAGAAGACGCUGAGUUCGUUGGCGUUGGUGUUUGCUUUGCAUCAUUAUAAGCCGACGCCGCUUUAUGUUAUGGAUGAAAUUGAUGCUGCUCUUGACUUUCGCAAUGUGUCGAUUGUGGCUGCUUAUAUCAAGGAGAGGACGAAAAAUGCACAAUUCAUCGUCAUCUCUUUGCGGAAUAACAUGUUCGAGCUUGCUUCACGACUAGUGGGCGUGUACAAAGUCAACCAUAUGACGAAGAGUGUGACGAUCGAAAACAAGGAUUAUAUUGUCCCACGAACCCAAACAGCAGUAGCCCAGGCGACAUGA